Molecule: messenger RNA, 2095 nt
Organism: Diachasmimorpha longicaudata
Lineage: Eukaryota; Metazoa; Arthropoda; Insecta; Hymenoptera; Braconidae
Product: nuclear pore complex protein DDB_G0274915-like
Exons: 5
Coding region: 275-1924 (549 amino acids)
Molecular function (GO): metal ion binding
Source: RefSeq, a predicted model, not a curated record
UCCAUUGGGGUGACCUGACACCCGAGGUCUGAACUAAUCGUAUUGUCUUAUGAUUUCACAACACAGAGAUUUGUCAUUAAAUGGAAUACGCGUUAGUUUUACCCUGAAAUGAUGAGUAAUUUUUGGUUUUUCGUGGUAUAAUUCGUAUGGUAUUUCAUAUUAGUGAUAAAUCUAUAUGUCAAAGUAUGAAGUAACUGGUUUUCAAGGGUUCAAAUGCACAUAACCACUUAUCGAGUGUUAUUAUCAUUCCUUGUUCAUUUGUUUUCCAACGAAAAUGGUAGUCUGCAAGUAUUUUCAACAGGGUAACUGUCGAUUUGGACAGUAUUGCCGGUUCGAACAUGUCGGAGGAUUUGGAGGAAAUGGGCAGAGUUCAGCCCAUAAAUCAUACGGGGAUAACAAAAGUAAUGUGCUGGCAGUUGCUGAAGAAGUACUGGCAGCCGAAAGAAGCGGCCAAUGGCUUCUAUCGUGUUUUGGACCCUUCAAGGAACAAGGCUGUAUUCCUGGUAUGGAAGACGUAUCCCCUGAAGAAGUUCGAUGGGAAAUCUAUCAAGCUCAGAAAAAUGGCAACGUUGAGCAGACAAAACUUCAAUUUCAACAACUUUGCCAAGCAAUGACAAGGAAACGAGAAGCGUUGAAGAAUCCGACUCACGAAACAGCCGAUAUGUUAGACAAAUUACAAAAAUUUCAGGGAGACUCCAGCUUCUCAUCGAAAUCUAAUUUUGUACUUUCGACUCCACAAUUGAGUACUAGCUCCAUUACUGGAAAUUCCUUUUUUGCUCCUAAAUCAUUUGGCACUCCUUCGUCAGGAUCUUUUAGUGAAAAGGUGAAUGCCACUCCAGUUACUCAGGCAUCGAUUUUCAGUCAUUCAAAUACCAAUACUACAUCAUUUUUCGGAGCAGCGCCCGCAUUUGGAGCUUUUGGCGUACCUCAAACAUCAAAUUCCAUUUUUGGAGGUUCUACGAAGCCCAUGACUUCCAUGUUCGGCAACUCCCAACCUCUGGGAACAUUUAGUCCAACUUCGUCGGUUGCUGCGACAUCGGGAGCUGUACCUCAAGCGAGUAAUCAAAAUUUAUUCAGUGCAAAUCAACCGCAAAACAGUAUUUUUGCCACGAGUCAAUCAACUUCAGUUUUUGGCGGGGGAAGUCAGGGGGUAGAUAUGUUCGGAGGGGAGACCAUUACUCAACAAACGGGAGCACCGAUUUUUGGAAGUUCUUCGAACAGUAUUUUCGGACAGCCGAAAAAUAACAUGACAUUCGGUACUGCUCCAGUAUUCGGGGCAAGCGGUAGUGGAUUUGGAAAGACAAAUGCUGCACCGGUAUUUGGAGCUCCAGGAACAUUCAGUAAUAAUCCCGCUGCCCUCGGUCAGAUGAACAUGAGUUCUCCGUUUGGCGCGUCCCCUGGAGGAACUAAUGGCUUUGCAAACGUGGCACCAUCAAACCACUCUCCUUUCACCAAUACCAACAAUACAGUUCCAUUUGGAACUAAUAAUAGUACUGGUGCCUCAAAUUUGGCUGAUAACAGCUUAUUGGGAAAAUUGGAAAUGAAGACGCCCGGAGGUGCUGGCCAUAUCUUAGCAGCCAGUUCAUUGGCGACCUCUCAGCCUGAAUCUUCCAACGCUAGUAUCCCAGCAGGUUUUGGAAACCCCAUUGACCCUCCUGAAAAUUUUUCCAACAGGACCAGUAAUCCAUUUAUUUCAAGUUCAACGACCGCAACGGCUAAUAAUCCUUUCCUUACAAAAUCUCAAUUAUCUAGUGAUACUUUUACACAAUCACCAUUUUCUAGGCCGGCAAAUAAUGAGGUGAUUGAUGAGACUAUUUACAGUACAGAACAAGAUCUCUCCGAUAAUGAUAAGAAAAUGUUCCUUGCUGCAUCAUUUACCUUGGGGGAGAUAUCAAUGAGGGCUCCCACCAUUGAGUUAAGGUAGAUAUACCAUUCAUCACUAGUAAACGAAGAAAUAAAUAAUUCAAUAGUUGAUUACAUUCACAAUCUCACAAUCACUGAACAUAAAUUGUAUAAAAUAUGAUACGAAAGGCUACGUCAUAAGUACUCUAAAGGUAUUUAAAUAAAUAUGUAAAAAUAUUGCAACUAUUAUUAA